Molecule: messenger RNA, 1303 nt
Organism: Chelonus insularis
Lineage: Eukaryota; Metazoa; Arthropoda; Insecta; Hymenoptera; Braconidae
Product: neuronal acetylcholine receptor subunit beta-3-like
Exons: 6
Coding region: 9-1286 (425 amino acids)
Biological process (GO): monoatomic ion transmembrane transport; chemical synaptic transmission; regulation of membrane potential
Cellular component (GO): neuron projection; synapse; plasma membrane
Molecular function (GO): excitatory extracellular ligand-gated monoatomic ion channel activity; transmembrane signaling receptor activity; transmitter-gated monoatomic ion channel activity involved in regulation of postsynaptic membrane potential
Source: RefSeq, a predicted model, not a curated record
UUAGAAUCAUGUUCAAAUUAACUAUUCUGGUUUUUAUUUUAUUUACCAAUAAUAGAAAAUCAAUAGGUUUGGAAUUUACCUGUAAUGAUAUAGAAAGUAAAUCUUCAUCUUUAAGACUUAAAAGACAUUUAUUUUGCGAUUAUGAUACCAAUGUCCGUCCUAGUACCGAUGCUCAUAGUACUUUAAAUAUUGGAGUUCAAUUUAUUCCUAAAUUUAUUGAAUUUUAUGAGUGGGACAACAGUUUAGACUUUCACACUUGGUUAAUUCUUACUUGGGAAGAUGUUCAUCUCCAUUGGAACCCUGACGAUUUUGAUCACAUUGACAUCUUUCAUGUAAAAAGUUCCAACAUUUGGAUUCCUGAUUUUUCAGUUUUUAAUUCAGGAGAUUUAAGUUUAGAUCAAAGUGCUAUUCCUUUAACAGAUUGUAUUUUAUCAAGCAAUGGUACUAUUCAAUGUGCCAUAGCUAAAGUAUAUACAACUCAUUGUCCUGCUGAUUUUGCUGAUUGGCCUUAUGAUAAACACAAUUGUACUCUUCAUUUUGGAUCUUGGAUGCACUUUAGUGAUGAAAUUAAUUUUGAAUUUGGAAAUGAAGGAAUUUUAAUGCAUGAAUUUAUUGAAAGUCAUGAGUGGAAUGUAAAAAUAUCAAAUUUAACCAAAUCUUCAUCAUUAUAUCGCACAGAAUUGGAUUCAAUGGUUUUCUUGAGUGUUGAAAUCCAAAGAAAACCAACUAGAAAUACUUUAAUUUAUAUUACGCCAGCAGUAGUUCUUAUGAUACUUUCAUUAAUUUCUUUAUGGCUUGACCCCUGCUCAAUAGAGAGAAUUGCAGUAGCUAGUACUAGUUUUAUAUGCCAUAUUCUUUGCCUAUUUGAUUUACAUUGGUACCUUCCAACAAGUGCAGUCAUCAGUUCUCCUAAAAUUCUGAUCUUUUAUGAAUCAUCACUUGGAAUUGCAGCUUUUACAUUCGUCUUCACAUGUUUGCUCAGAAAAAUCUAUGGAAUUAAGGUUCCACCACCACAAUGGAUUUAUUCUACAGUUUUAAUUGUUCUCAACAGUCCUAUUACCCAAUUUCUUGGAGUUAAAAAUUUCGGAAAUAGAAGAGAAUCUCGUAUUCUUAGUGAUUCUGAAAACAAUGAAGAAACAAGUAAUAAAAGAGAUAAUAUUUGGAUAGAAUGUGCUAAUAUAUUAGAAUGGCUAGCAUUAGUUACAAUCUCUUUAACUUAUGCUAUUUUAUUGAUAGUUCUUUUACCAGCUUCUGAUCAUACUUUUUUCGAAAGAUAUAUUUUUUAGCAUUACUUGUAUUUUUG